AUGAAGACUUUCAGCGCUACUGUCCUUGCUCUCCUCGCCGCCUCGUUGGCUGGCGCUCAGACUCUGGCCCCUAGCCCGACUGAGUCCAUCGGUUGCGAGCCUCACGGCGACCACUGGCACUGCGAUGGUCCCGCCAGUGCCACUGGUACUGCUGGUGCUGUCACCACCAGCACCCAUGACCACGAGGACCACGACGAUCACGAGGACGAGACUGGCACGGCAUCGCUCGCUCCCAGUCCCACCGAGUCCAUCGGGUGUGAGCCGCACGGUGACCACUGGCACUGCGAUGGCCCGGCCACUACCACUGGUGGCUCAGUUGGUGCUGCGACCACCACGGCUUCUCACUCGCACACGGAUGAUGACCACACCGACCACGCCAGUGGAACCGGUUCUCUGGCUCCCAGCCCGACCGAGUCCAUCGGUUGUGAACCCCACGGUGACCACUGGCACUGCGACGGCCCUGCUUCCACUAGUGGUGCUCCCGUCUCGACCCGUUCUUCCACGGCCACUACGUCGUCCACUGUUGUUCCGGCGGCAGCCGGCGCUGUCAUGCUCAACAGGGCUGCCGUAGUUGGUGGCCUGCUGGCUGCUGUUGCCUUGUAG
Microdochium trichocladiopsis is the source of this 603-nucleotide messenger RNA. RefSeq lists its product as uncharacterized. The transcript is spliced from 4 exons. The record is from RefSeq and is a predicted model, not a curated record. Bases 1 to 603 code for a protein of 200 amino acids. Lineage: Eukaryota; Fungi; Ascomycota; Sordariomycetes; Xylariales; Microdochiaceae.